UGCAGGAUUGGGGCGCAGGGAAGCAGGAAUGGGGUGCAGGGAAAGAUUGGGGUGCAGGGGAGCAGGAUUGGGAUUCAGAGGAGCAGAAUUGGAGUGCAGGGAAGGAUUGGGAUUCAGGGAAGCAGGACUGGGGUGCAGGGAAGCAGGACUGGGAUUCAGGAUUGGGAUUCAGGGAAGGUUUGGGAUUCAGAGGAGCAGGGCUGGGGUGCAGGGAAGGAUUUGAAUUCAGGGCUCUCCAACCCCUCCAUGCCCCAGUGCUGCUUUGCAGGACCUGAGGCUGACACCCCCCAAUUUAGGGACAAAAACGGGGUUUCAGCCUGGCUGGGGGGGGCUCACCCAAGCCCUUGGGGACACAAAGGGCAAGGCAGGCGAAGGGGCUGCCAAGGCACUGCCAGUCCCGUGUCACCCCCGGGGGACAGCCAGCGGGUCUCGCUGUCCCCAGCUGCGCCGUGCCCGUGCCGGUGGCCCCGGGGGUGACCCCGGGGUGGCAGCACCGCGGGUGGCACCGGGCUGGCCGUGUCCCCAAGCCGGCAGUGACGUGCUGUGGGACGUGCUGAGCCAGCCCUUCCCCUGCAGCGGCUCCCGCAGCUCCUGGGGCCGGGCCGGCCCUCGGGAAGGAUGUUCCCCCCGCCGGGAUGCAGGAGGGGCUUCCCCAGGGAGCCCGCCCCGUGGUGGGAUGGUCCAUGGCCCUGUGCCCCUGCCGGCCCCGAGGAGCCCUGGCACGAGCCAGCCUGGGAUGGACCACCCUGGGAUGGACCAGCCUGGGAUGGACCAGCCUGGGAUGAGCCACCCUGGGAUGAGCCAGCCUGGGAUGAGCCAGCCUGGGAUGAUCACCAGCCCCGGAGACGGCGGCGCAGGAGGCACCCGCCCAGACCCUUCCCUGGCCCUGGGGACGUCCCGUGGAAGGAGGAGGAGGAGGAGGACAGGAGGUGGGCACCCCACGGGUGUCCCCAGCCACCCCCCUGGGGUGACAGAGGAGCCCUCCCAGGCCCUGAGGGUGACUUUGGAGAGUGCUGGUACCAGGAUCCAGUGCCGGAGCCCUGGCCCGAGUACCCCGAGGAGGAGCAGCCCCCGCCCCGGCCCCCCGCCCGCCCCGCAGGGAAUCCGGGGACGUUCCGCGAGCAUCACCCGCCCUGGAGCCACCGCCCGGCCCCGAGGCCGCGGGGCCACCCCCGCCAGCUGAUCCCGGUGCCCCGGGCGCGGUGUCCCCGAGCCCCCCGAGGGCACAAGCCGCACUCGCAGCCCUCCAAGAGGAGCCAGCCCCUGGCCAGGAAGGAGCCCCCGGAGCCCCCCCAGCCCCCUGCUGCUCCCCAGGGUGCUGCAGAGAGGCUGCAACAGCCACGGGAUGUGCCAGUGGGGGCUGGGGGUGUCCUGGAGCCCCCCAGUCCGGCCAGGAGCCCUCUGGAGAGCCCAGCUGCUGAUCCUGGUGCUGCAGAGCUGCUGGUGGAGCUGGAAGCUGGGCACCCCGCCGUGGGCAGCCGGGCUCAGGAUCCCUGUGCUCCAGGAGCAGAGCCGGCCCCUCCAGAGGAGACCCCCAGGAAUCCUGAGAUCCAGGAGCGCCUUGAGGUGGAGCCGUGCAGCCCCGGUGUCCCCCAGGCUGGCAGCACUCAGGGCUCGCAUCCCCAGAGCCCAGCAGCCCCUCCAGACCCUGCCAAGGGGGAGCUCCUGGACUCCAGCUCCUCUGGAGAGGCAGGGGCUGAGCUCAGCCCGCAUUCCUGGCAGCAGCUGCCCCGAGGAGCUGGGGAAACUGAGGCAGAAGCUGCUCAGGAUGGGCCUCUGCAGAGCCUUCAGCCUCCCGAAAACCCUCAGCUCCCUCCAGGACCUGCAGCAGAGCCCGAGGCCCAGCCCAGCCAGGCUUCACCAGAGACCUCCCCGGGGCCCCAGCACCCGCCUGGGGCCGGUGAGACAAACCUGGCUGUGUGUGGCCAGCAGCAGCUCUGCCCUGUGCUGCCCACGCCCUUCCCGGCCGGCAUCGAUCCCCGCUCCGCCGCCGUCCUCAAGAGGAAGGCAAAGAUCGAGCUGUCGUACCAGCAGUUCAGCCUGAGCAUCGCCGUGGUGGCCACCAUGCUGCUGCAGAAGGAGCCCUCGCUGGAGGCGGCGCUGGGGCUGGCGCUCAGGGCCAACCUGCGCCAGGGCCGCCUGCACCACCUGCAGCAGCUGCAGGACUUCAUCGACAGCCUGGACGCGGGCAGCCCCGGCCUCUGAUGGCAGCCAGCCCCUCCUGCCAGCGGGCCGGGGGUGCUGGGGGCUGUGACAGCGCCGUGACAGUGCUGUGGGGUGCUCAGGAGGGUGCUGAGCCUGCGGGACAGGGUGGGAGAUGCUGGUGUCUCUGGGAGAAGGAGGGUGAGCAGGGGAUGUUUGGUUUUAGCCCUGCCCAAACCCCUGAGGGCAGCAAAAGUGUUACUGGUUUUACUGGAGGGAGGGCAGCAGUCCCUCUCCUCCAUUCCUGAUGGCCAGGGAUGUGUCCCCAAACCCCAGGGAGUGUUUUUGGGUUUAAAUCUACAAAUAAACCGUGUCCUCUUUGCAGCCCUUGCUCUGUUCCCACCCUCCUGGGG
Messenger RNA from Passer montanus (Eurasian tree sparrow), 2555 nucleotides. RefSeq names its product basic salivary proline-rich protein 1-like. The transcript has 12 exons. The record is from RefSeq and is a predicted model, not a curated record. NCBI's taxonomy places the organism in Eukaryota, Metazoa, Chordata, Aves, Passeriformes, Passeridae. The coding region runs from base 619 to 2205 and encodes 528 amino acids.